Messenger RNA from Cladophialophora psammophila CBS 110553, 1743 nucleotides. RefSeq lists its product as uncharacterized. Gene Ontology annotation, molecular function: transmembrane transporter activity. The transcript has 11 exons. Gene Ontology annotation, biological process: transmembrane transport. The record is from RefSeq and is a predicted model, not a curated record. The coding region runs from base 1 to 1743 and encodes 580 amino acids. Lineage: Eukaryota; Fungi; Ascomycota; Eurotiomycetes; Chaetothyriales; Herpotrichiellaceae.
AUGGCAGAACCAAAGAACGACGCAAGUGGGCAACAUGACUUUAAUAAGUCAACAGAGCAUCAGGCUGUCGACCAAGAGAUCAAGCUCAAGUCCGGAGACGUAGUCGAGGAAGUGAGUUCCGACGAAGAGGACCCGGUCGUGACUUUCAAGACCUGGAUCGUCGUGGGUAUAUUGUCUUGUGGCUAUGGAUUGUCCUUCUGGCCGAUUCCAGUCAUGGCAAACAUCGGCGGCCUCGUUGGUGAAGAACUCGGUGCCCCGUCCAAAUACAUCUGGUUCAUUCCCUCCUGGACGAUAUCGAUCACAGUUUGCUUCAUGCUAUGUGGCGCAAACACUGACAUGUUGGGCCGUCGGUGGUUUUUGACCAUUGGAAAUCUGAUAUGUACCGUCGGCCACGUUGUCACCGCCUCGUCCAAAAACGCCAAUGCCGUGAUAGCAGGAAUGGCUAUCUCUGGGUUUGGUGGAGGGAAUUGUCAGAUGGCUGCAUUUGCACUGCCCGAAUUGCUCCCGAACAAAUGGCGCCAUAUCGGCGUUGUCAUCGCUGAUUUAACAACCCUUCUGGCUGUGAUCCUGGCGCCAGUUACUGGAUUGUACGGCUUCCAUUCAGACUCUUGGAGGUGGAACUUCUACGCUGCCGCAAUCGCCCAGUUCCUUUCAUUUCUAGGCUUACUCUUCCUCUACUUCCCACCAGCUCAUCCAAAUGGGCUUCCAGUCAGACAGGUGCUACCAAAAAUCGACUAUGUCGGCGGCGUCUUGUUCGUUAUCGGAGCAGUACCGGCCCUCGUCGGAAUGGUGUAUACCACAGUUGUGCCGUCCAACAAUGUGCAUGUGAUUGCACCACUGGUAAUUGGAUUUUUCUUCAUCGUGUGCUUUGCCCUGUGGGAGACAUUCUCGGGGAUCGAACAUCCACUGACCCCAAGGUAUGUGUUCGCGUCCUCCUGGGGUCGCGACUUCACCGCUCCAGCCAUCGCGUUGGCCGUGGUGAACAUGUUCUACUAUUCCGGAAGCAUUCUGUGGCCGACGAUCGUCAACGCAUUCUACACGAAUGGCGGCGCAGACUGGCGUUACGGUAUCGUUUUGUCCUUGCCCCAGGGCCUGGCCAUCACCUUCGGCGCCGUACUCCUGUCCGUAUUUGGGAGCAAGAUCAGGAACUGGCAGUGGCAGUUGACCGGUUCCGUGUUCAUCAUGGUCCUCUUCGGUUCCCUGUUGGCGCUGGUGACACCCACAAAUAAAGGUCUGAUGGUUGCAUUCAUAUUUUUGUCUCAGUGUGCCUAUGGCUGGGCGAUCUACCUGUCUAUUGCCGUUGCUCAGAUGGGCGUUGAGCAUAAAGAUCUUGGCUUGAGCGGUGGCAUCGCCGGUGUUUUCCGGUUUGCCGCAGGGUCGAUUGGGGCCGCUGUAUACACCACGAUCCUCACCAACGAAACAAACAAGGCGGUAGCGAGGCUGGUUCCUGCGGCUGCUGUUGCCGCUGGCCUUCCACAGUCAAAGAUCACGGAUCUCUUAAGCGCCAUUGGGACCCCAGCCCUUUCCACAGAGUUCAGCCAAGCCGUGGUCCAGGCCGUAGGAAUUGCAUUGGACCAAGCUCAUGUACACGGUAUCCGAAUGGUUGCCUUUGCCUCGCUGGCAUUCGGCAUCGUCGGCAUACUAGCCUGCAUGUGCUGCAAAGACGUCGACAAAAAGAUGAAUAACAAGAUUGAGGUGUAUCUCGAGAACACAGAGUACGCGAGCAGGAACAAGUAUCACUAG